CGGAGAGCUGUGUCAAGCCUGAAGAGUUUCGCUCCUCCUUCCUUAAACUCUGGAGGUGUUGCGCUCCUGCCAUUCAGUAAAACCACCAUCGUGCUCCUAAAGUUCAGACGUCUGGCUGGACGCGUCCCGGACGGAUCAGGGACUCUCUCCUUGUGCGCUGUAUAGUGAUGCGUGUCCAAACUUUCCUUCAGGAGAAAUUAUUCCUGCUUUAGAGAAUGACCCUCCAAGAGUUCUGAAAGUCAUUGAUUUGUUCGUGGUCUCUUGUGGAUAUAACAACUGUGGCUUGCUGCACGUUUCGCAUUUUUACAGUUAGACUUAAUGAUCAGCUGGCAGGCUGCCAGUCAACGUUCGGGAGGGGCAAACACAGAAGGGCAUUUAGAAGGAGGGAUGAACGUAUGAGAAAAGCAAAGACGGCGAUAUAGAAGGAGAGCAAGCAAAAGGAUUCAAUCACUAAGGCCAGUAAGUAAUCGACGAUGCGGCCGUUAUCUCCCCUAUCUCAUCUCAUUUUGUUCCACCUACUGUGCGGAUCUCUGAGCAGCAGAUGUCCUCAAGAGUGCUCAUGCAGCACCGGUGAUUCUAUCUUCUGUGUCCAGAAGAACUUGAGCUACAUUCCUCGUGGCCUCCCCUCCUCCACAAUGUACCUCUAUGUGUUUCAGAACAACAUCAACACCUUGCAAAAGCAGGGUUUUGUAGAGCUUGGCAAGCUUGGAAUGCUGGACUUGAGUCAGAAUGCACUCACUCAAAUCCCUGAUGGGGUGUUCAGCCCACUCUCCUCUCUAAAAAACCUGGAUCUCUCCUCAAACCAAAUUACCUACAUUUCCAAAGACAGCUUUGCUGGACUGGUCAACCUGGAAAGGCUGUAUCUCUACAGCAACCAGAUUCAGAGCAUUCACCCAGCUGCCUUUGAGGGACUAGAGAACCUACUUGAGCUAAAGCUACAGGGGAAUCAGAUUAGAGAUUUGCCAGCUCUGCAACUGCCCAGACUGCUCCACUUGGACCUUAGUUAUAAUAGUAUCCCACCUAUUGGACCUGAAGAUUUAAAGACACCACACCUUGAGUCUCUUAAAAUAGCUGGACUGCGGCUGACCAGUCUGGAUGAGGAGCUGUUAAGCAGUCUAGUGAACCUACAUGUUCUGGAUGUUUCCCAGAACCUGCUCGUAGAGAUACAACCUACGCUGAAGGACAUGGGGGGCCUACGAAACCUCAAUUUAACUGGCAAUCCUUUGCGAUCCCUUAAACAAGAAGACUUCCAAAAUCUGGUUAAUUUGCUAGAGCUUGACUUGAGCAACCUUAAUUUGCAAGGCUUCCCCGAGGGCUUCUUCAACAUUUUCCCCAAACUUGAGAAGCUCACUGCAGCUGAAAACCCCUUUAACUGCCUCUGCCCACUGGCCUGGUUUCCAGUAUGGCUAAAGGAUGCAAAUGUAGAACUGUUGAGAAUAGAGGAGACUCGUUGCCACUUUCCACCAGUAAACUCAGGAGAGGUUUUGGCGAAAUUGGAGCAUAAAGAUUUUGGCUGUCCCACAACGACCACUGAGUUAACAAGCACUGGGACAAGUAGUACUACAAGCAAGCCCACAAACUCCACCACACCAUCAAGCACAACACACGCCAUUUCCCCGGAGCCACCAAGUGAGAUGCCCUCAGACACAGACAGCAUCCCUCUUUCCCAUUCCACUGCCUUCCCCAAAGAAAUCAUAAAAGAUUCUGAAGAAGAAGACAUCAUGUGCCCUUCCAAUAUCUGUCUGAAUGGUGGAACAUGCAUGUUUGACUCAAAUGGGGGGGUUCUUUGCCUGUGUCCUCCUUCAAUGUCAGGACUCUACUGUGAGACGCAAAACCCAAGCUUCCUUACUUCGCCUUCACCUAGAGUUUCUAUCGAGACCAUUGCUACAGUCCAGCCCAACACAAUCAGCUCACUUCAUAUAACCAGUACUUCCAUUUCAUUAGACCUUCACCAUUACAUCCACACAAGAAUGCACAUCCGUGGAAUCCGUCUGACUUACCGAAACUUGUCAGGCCCAGACCAGCGGCCAAUACAUCUCAAUGUGCCUCCAACUUACCCCGAAUACACGCUUAGAGGGCUACAGCCAAAUAGCACCUAUUCUGUAUGUGCCAGCCCUCUGGGAGAGCCUGUCCAUGUCUCGGCUAGUGCCUGCAUGGAGGCUCGCACAGCAGGAAUCCCAUCCUUCUCCCAAGAGCCAAGUGUUGACAAGACCCAAACCUCUUCCUCUCUCAUACCAAUCAUGACCGCUGUGGCAGUGGUGAUGGUUGUGGCCAUUAUAGCUACUGUGGUAGUCAUCCACCGCAGGAGGAGAUCCAAGGCUCCAGUAGAUAUGGACUUACAUGAGACAUCUCCUCUGGAGUUAGAGGGAAUGAAAACCAGUCCAGAAAAUGGUCUGACACAUCCAAAACAACCCAACAUCACCCCUUGCCCAUCAAUAGUGCAAAGUAGCUUGGAAUACGAGGCACCUUUAAUACAAGGGCACUGUCCAGCCAACAAUAAUGUAGCUUGUAUGAAACCUUUGUAUGUGUAAAAGCCAUAUUGCGCUAUUCAUACCUCCAGCCCACAGAAGGCAAUGUGCUCCAUGACUCCUGCAGGCGGGUGCUAUGCAGACACUAGAUAUACUCUGGUGGGCUGAUGAACAUUUUAAUGCAUCCCAGCCAAACACUUAAACUGACCGCCAGUAUUUAAACCAGGUGCAUUUUCCUUCAACAUUUUUUUUCUACAAAUGCCUUUAAGUGCCUUUCAUUACCAUAAAUAUCAGACUUUAUCAAGAAUGUCUUUCUAAGAAGAGGCCAGACAUUACUGGACACAGUGUUGAUAGGCUGGAAAACAGUUUGUUUUAGAGGUAGCUUUUUAAUUGUGUGGCUGGCUCUGGAAGUGGUAAACAGGAGUCAAAAGGUCAUGCCUGGAUGCCUUGACUUUUUUUGUUUUGUCCAGAAACAAAUUGCACUGAUAAGAGACACUGGGACUGUGGGAAGAGUUGCCCAUAGAAGCUGAAAAAGAUCAGCGUCUUAAAAGAUGCUUCAAACAUGUUUUAUACAGCAUCAAUGCAUCCCUCUGCUCCAUCUGUCCUGCACAGGAGAAUAUUUGCUGUGAAAAAAACAUAAUGAAGAGACAUUUUCUUAAUUUGUCUAGUUUACGCUGUUAUGUUAAAGCUGUGUUAUGAUGUUUUUGUAUUUUUAAAGAAACAGUUCACAAAAAAAAAAAAAAAUCUGUUAUUUACUCACCCUCAUGUCUCUCCAAACCCCUUUGAUAGGAUCAAAAAAAUGACCUAUUGUAGAAAGAAAGCCACACAAGUUUGGAAUGAGAUUAGGGUGUGUAAAUGAAAACAGAAUUUUCAUUUUAGGUGAACUUCUCCUUUAAGUUCCAUUUGUAUGUCCUUUUUUGUGUUUUAGUUGGGUUUGUUUUGUCUUGUAAACAUGAGACUGUAGAAAACAUUCUUCCUCCACUCGCUUGAGUGCAGCAAGUUAAAAUGCUUUUACUUCUGAAUGAAAACAAACUCACUUUCCAUAAGUGAAGUCUUCAUCCUGCGUCUGACAAAAGAAACACUUCGCAAGACUAUAAACACCCGCAGCCACUUUUGACCUCAAACAAAUUCCACACAUUAACAAACACACUAGUACUAUCUAAGGAUAUGGAUAACAAAUGAUUUUAACAAAGCUGUUCUUUUUUUUUUUUACAUGACAGCUUUCUAAAUAUGUCUUCUAGUCUAGAAUCAGACUGGGCCCCAAACAUAGCCAAACUAGGGGAAGGCUUCAAAGACAGUUUUUGUAUUGGUUGCCAAGCUGAAUGCAGAUGGCUUUGCUCUUUGCCCAGACUUUGAAAACUUAAACGCGUACCGUGGUACAGUGGGGUCCUAUGGUAUCAAGAGUGUACUAGUGAUGGCAUCUGGUGGAAAUACCUGGUACUUUAGUAUAUACUAGGCUACAAUGCCAAAAAGCUAAUUAAGCUAAAUUAAUCACCUCAGCUUCUACAUGAAUCUUCAGUAAAAAUUUUCUUCAGAAAAGAAUAUAACAAGACCCGUGUAAAACGAGACUGAUAGUUUUUCUCUGUGAAAGUGCGAAAGUGUCAAAGCCAAAAGUUUUAUUGUAGAAUUGCAUGUUUAUGAGCAUUAUCAGCGCAGUAAAGCAGUGUUAAGAGAAA
Molecule: messenger RNA, 4144 nt
Organism: Carassius auratus (goldfish)
Lineage: Eukaryota; Metazoa; Chordata; Actinopteri; Cypriniformes; Cyprinidae
Gene: vasna
Product: vasorin a
Exons: 3
Coding region: 474-2531 (685 amino acids)
Cellular component (GO): plasma membrane
Molecular function (GO): protein binding
Source: RefSeq, a predicted model, not a curated record